AUGUUGACUGACAUGGGACCGUUCUGCAGUCAGCCAUACGCUUUCACGACCAAGUCGCUGUUCUGCGGUCACUUCGACUACAAGUACCUCCGUUUCCAGUGCAUUGAUACCCCUGGUAUCCUCGACCACCCUCUUGAGGAGAUGAACACCAUUGAGAUGCAGUCCGUUACCGCUAUUGCCCACUUGCGAUCUGCUAUUCUUUACUUUAUGGAUCUCAGUGAGCAGUGCGGCUACUCCAUCCAGGCCCAGAUCAACCUGUUCCAGAGCAUCAAGCCCCUGUUCCAGAACAAGAUCGUCUUCAUCGUCGUCAACAAGAUCGACGUUGUCAAGCCCGAGGAUCUUGACGCCGAGACCCAGGAGAAGCUCCAGAACCUCCUCAAGUCCGGCGAGGUUGAGAUGCUCCAGCUUUCCUGCAACACUCAGGAGGGCGUCCAGCAGGUCAAGAACACCGUCUGCGAGCGCCUCAUCGCCGAGCGCGUCUCUCAGAAGCUCAACGCCGGCACCAAUGCCAGCGGCGCCAUCGGUGGCCGUCUUGCCGAUGUCAUGGCUCGCAUUCACGUUGCUCAGCCUAUGAACGGCCAGACCCGCGAGACUUUCAUCCCCGAGGGCAUCAAGAACCUCAAGAAGUACGACAAGGAAGAUCCCGAGCGUCGGAAGCUCGCCAAGGACAUCGAGGUCGAGAACGGCGGCGCCGGUGUCUUCAGCGUCGACAUGCGCGCUGACUGGCUCCUCAAGAACCCUGAGUGGAAGUAUGACAAGAUUCCUGAGGUGUUCGACGGUAAGAACGUCUACGACUUCAUCGACCCGGACAUCGAUGCCAAGCUGCAGGCGCUCGAGGAGGAGGAAGAGCGUCUCGAGAAGGAGGGCUACUACGACUCGGACGAGGAGCUCGACGACGAGGAGGAGGCCGACAUCCUCUCCAAGGCCGAGAUUAUCCGCGAGAAGCAGGCCCUCAUCCGCAACGAGGCCAAGAUGAAGAAGCGUCUCAAGAACCAGGCCAUCAUCCCCCGCAAGUCGAUGCGUGUGCCUCUGUCCCAGAUGGACGACGCCCUCGACCAGCUCGGUGUCGACACUACCGACAUCGUCAACCGUGCCCGCUCCCAGUCUCGUCCUCGCGGCCGCUCCGCCGGCAGAUCCCGCGCCGGCACUGAGGACGUCGACGCCAUGGACGUUGAUGGCACUCCUAGAGAGCGUCUUCGCUCUCGCAGCAGAGCCAGAAGCCAGGCCGCCACCAACAGACGUGAGGACGGUGUUCAGGACGAUGCUGCUCGCUCCAAGGCUGAGCGCCUGGCUAAGCUUGGCCAGAAGAAGAUGAACAGAUUCGCGAGACAGGGUGAGGCCGAUCGUCACACCACGGUUUCUCUGCAAAGGCACUUGGUCGCUGGCAAGCGUGGCAUGGGCAAGACGCAGAGACGUUAA
This is a messenger RNA of Colletotrichum truncatum, 1419 nucleotides long. Its product is annotated as Nucleolar GTP-binding protein 1. Lineage: Eukaryota; Fungi; Ascomycota; Sordariomycetes; Glomerellales; Glomerellaceae. The record is from RefSeq and is a predicted model, not a curated record. Gene Ontology annotation, biological process: ribosomal large subunit biogenesis. Gene Ontology annotation, cellular component: nucleolus. Gene Ontology annotation, molecular function: GTPase activity; RNA binding; GTP binding.